This is a messenger RNA of Strongylocentrotus purpuratus (purple sea urchin), 1944 nucleotides long. Its product is annotated as alpha-amylase B-like. The record is from RefSeq and is a predicted model, not a curated record. Gene Ontology annotation, biological process: carbohydrate metabolic process. The transcript has 6 exons. Gene Ontology annotation, molecular function: cation binding; alpha-amylase activity. Lineage: Eukaryota; Metazoa; Echinodermata; Echinoidea; Camarodonta; Strongylocentrotidae. The coding region runs from base 115 to 1737 and encodes 540 amino acids.
UUCCGCUAAAGAUUGUUUGAGUUGGCACGGUGUAUAAAUCAGGAUAAUUUGUGAUAUUUACCUCAAUCCGAUAAACAGGCCAAUUCAGGGCAAUAAAUCGCUAGAUACGUCACGAUGGGUUACCAAUACUCGUCAAUCCUGCUCCUCAUCGGGAUCGCUGCUGCCAAUGCUGCAAGGACUGAUCCCAAUUUCAUGGAAGGUAAAACCACUGUCGUUCACCUUUUCGAAUGGAAGUGGACAGACAUCGUCAGGGAGUGUGAAGAUUACCUUGGACCGCAUGAGUUCGCUGGUGUUCAGGUCUCGCCACCAAUGGAGCAUAGAGUCUACCCAAAUAACGACGUCCCGUACCCCUGGUGGCAGCGUUACCAACCUGUUAGCUACAAUAUCGAGAGCCGUAGUGGUACUCGUGAACAGUUCGCAGACAUGGUCACACGCUGUAACGCGGCUGGUGUCAGGGUCUAUGUAGAUGCUAUUGUCAAUCACAUGGCUGCAGUUACCACGUUGGAUAAUAGUACUUACACAUUCCCGGAUGUUCCUUAUGACCAUGAUGACUUCAAUGUACCUAAAGGGCUGUGCAACAUCUCAUCAGGAGAGAUACUCAGUACAAGCUACGUUGGUAGCUCCUAUGAGGUCCGGUAUUGCAAUCUCCUAGCACUAGCCGAUAUCUACUAUGGACCUGAUAAUGACUACUAUGGCAGGACCAAGGUGGUGGAAUACCUGAACGACCUGAUCUCAUUAGGAGUGGCUGGAUUCCGAAUAGAUGCAGCUAAACACAUGCUUCCCUCUGAUCUGGCUGGUAUUUUAGACCUCCUCGAUGACUGCACAUUCGGUGGAAGACCGUGGAUCUACAACGAGGUCAUCGGUGUCGAUGAUAAUGAGGCCAUUCAUGUUGAUGAGUACUACGAGUGUGGUGAUGUCACUGAAUUCAAGUAUUGCAAUGAGAUAGCCCAGUUUGGCCGAGGCACGAAGGCAGCGGCAGAAUACUCAGACUUUGGGUUCGAUGACAAAUGGACAUUUAUGCCGAGUGAGAGUGCCGUUGUCUUUGUGGAGAACCAUGAUAACCAGCGCGGUCACGGUGCUGGAGGGACUAUCCUGGCCUUCCAAGAACCACUCCCAUACAAGAAAGCAGUGGCCUUCACCCUCGCCUGGAACUACGGAACCACUCGUCUCAUGAGCAGCUACGAGUUCGAAAAUACGGACCAGGGACCACCAUCCAAUGCCAACGGUGUAAUCGACGAUGUCAUCAUCAAUGACCGUGGAACGUGCGACGGAGGAUGGGUGUGCGAGCAUCGUUGGCAAGAGAUCCGUAACAUGGUCUGUUUCCGUAAUAUCGCCGAGGGUGAGGCUGUGGAGAACUGGUGGGACAACGGUGAAAAUGCCAUCGCUUUCUCUCGAGGAGACAAGGGAUUCUUUGCAUUGAACAACGAGGAGUUCACCGUGAAUGAAGUUCUGCAGACUGGUCUUCCCCAGGGUACCUACUGCGAUAUCAUCAGUGGGGAUACUACCGUUGACGGCUGCUCUGGGCUCUCCGUAGAAGUUAAUGCAGAUGGAACGGCCGCGAUUAUGAUCGUACCUAGCGGACGUGAAGGCAAUGAUGCUAUGAUCGCUUUGACGCGAGAAGCAACGUCUGGUCGCGGCCUUUAUGAGGGUUGUCUUUUUGUCAGUGGGGCGGGAACUCGCCUUGUUGCCAAUUCGACUUGGAUCUCAAUGAUUCUCGUUCUUCUACUUCUAAAGUAGGCCUGAUUCAUGAAGGCUUCCCGAAGUAUUAUAAGGGAUCGUCUGAUUCGGCAAGCCACCAUCGGUCCUACAACAAAUGCUCCUGCGAUUAUUGCUCCGCUAUAAAUUUCUUAUUUCUAGCUUCGAUCCGGGACCAAACAUUAUACCUAACUCUUAUCCCAGCCCUAAUUAUAACCUAAAAGGCCUAACCCUCACGCUGGUCCUAAC